Messenger RNA from Penicillium argentinense, 1593 nucleotides. RefSeq lists its product as uncharacterized. The record is from RefSeq and is a predicted model, not a curated record. Bases 1 to 1593 code for a protein of 530 amino acids. Lineage: Eukaryota; Fungi; Ascomycota; Eurotiomycetes; Eurotiales; Aspergillaceae. Gene Ontology annotation, biological process: cellular response to biotic stimulus. The transcript has 3 exons.
AUGAGUGCGACAGCCAAGGACGUCGAGCUGUCUAGCGACAUCGACUUCAUCAAGACUCCCGCCGCAAAGCCCGCCGAGUUCGAGACCGGCCAGGACUGCGGAAUUGCCCUGACCAACGUGAGUUUGCCAUUGGCUCGUUUUCAGCCCAAUGUGAAGCUUGCUAAUCCCUCCAAAAAGUCCGCAGCUAUCCACAAUGCUCCCCUGCCCGCAGAUGGCCCCGGAAACGAGAGCUUCUCCAACUACGUUCUAGGCGGCACCCUCGUCGGUGUCCCGGCUUUCGUCACCUACCUGCUCGGUGGUGGCUUCAAGACCUGGGUUUUCUUCGCUAUCGUCCUGCUGCUUCCUAUUCUCGUCGCUUUCUGGACCUAUGCUUCCAGCUGCAGUCCCCGGACCAACACCAAGGUCAAGCUUCCUGGUCGCCCUGUCGAGCAUUACAUCACCUUCAAGCGCGAGGAGGACAAGGCGAAAUGGAGUGGAAAGAACAAGGUCCCCCUGCAAACCUUCGCUGAAAUGUAUCUGGAUGGUCUCGUGGACUUCAAUGGUGAUGUCCUCGAGGUUCUGGAGUACCGCCACGACUGGGCCAACUUCACCUUCACCUGGGAGCUGUUCAAGUUCAUCGUCUUCACCUUCUUCGUCGAUGUGAUCUUCCACACCAAGGCUCAGGAUGAGGAGCAAAUCCGCCCCAACUACGAUCGCGGUAACGACCACUACGCUUGGUUCCUUGGGCCCCGUAUGAUCUACACCUCCGGUAUCAUCUCCGAUACCGAGAAGGAGGAGACUCUGGAAGAACUGCAGGAUAACAAGAUGGCCGUCGUCUGUGAGAAGAUUGGCCUGAAGGAAGGCGAGACUAUGCUGGAUAUCGGCUGUGGCUGGGGUACCCUGGCUAAGUUCGCCAGUCUCAACUACGGCGCCAAGGUUACCGGUCUUACCAUUGCGGAGAACCAGACUGCUUGGGGUAACGAUGCUCUUCGCAAGGCUGGUGUCUCUGACCAGCAGAGCCGCAUCUUGUGCAUGGAUUACCGCGAUAUUCCCCGUACCAAGUACGACAAGAUUACGCAGCUGGAGAUGGGCGAGCACGUCGGUAUCCGCAAGCUUACUACCUUCUUCCGUCAGUGCUAUGAUAUGCUCAAUGAUGAUGGUGCCAUGUACGUUCAGCUGUCUGGUCUGCGUCAGGCUUGGCAGUACGAGGAUUUCAUCUGGGGUCUCUACCUGAACAAGUACAUCUUCCGUGGAGCUGAUGCCUCGACUCCUCUGUGGUAUUACGUCAAGUGUCUGGAGCAGGCUGGCUUCGAGCUUAAAGGAAUUGAUACCGUCGGUGUUCACUACUCCGGUACUCUCUGGAGAUGGUACCGCAACUGGGUCGGCAACGUCGAGGCUAUCAAGGCCAAGUACGGUCCCAGGUGGUACAGGAUUUGGGAGCUCUUCCUCGCCUGGUCCGUUAUUGCCUCCCGCGAGGGUAUGGCUACCUGCUACCAGAUGGUCGUUGUCAAGAACCUGAACUCGACUCACCGUGUCAACGGCAUCUCCUCCCAGUUCGGUUUGGCCGGUGCCCUGGCUGCCAGCAAGGCCGCCGGCAAGAACAAGUUGCCUUAA